This is a messenger RNA of Esox lucius (northern pike), 2631 nucleotides long. RefSeq names its product proprotein convertase subtilisin/kexin type 1 (gene pcsk1). NCBI's taxonomy places the organism in Eukaryota, Metazoa, Chordata, Actinopteri, Esociformes, Esocidae. Gene Ontology annotation, molecular function: serine-type endopeptidase activity. The transcript has 14 exons. The record is from RefSeq and is a predicted model, not a curated record. Gene Ontology annotation, cellular component: trans-Golgi network; Golgi membrane. Bases 287 to 2623 code for a protein of 778 amino acids. Gene Ontology annotation, biological process: protein processing.
UAUAGAAUGGCUGACGUCAGAGCCCCUUCGUAAUUUGAGGAGUAAACAUUCUAGCACCCCCUUCCCAGGUUUACUCUCUGCUUGCUUUCAUUGAUGAUUUAAUCAGGCAAUCGCGCCGUGACAGGUCCUCUCUUUCCCAUCCUGCACUUAGAAGGAAAACAGACGAAAGGGGAACCAACCGAAACGGAAGUAUUUACUAUUAGCUGCAUUUUUCUUUUUCUUUUGCAUCCUAUGCUUUCCACGACCAUCAUCAAUAUAUUUUUAAUCUAGUCGUAUUUUCUCUGAAAUGGAAAUGAGAUGUCGCCCAACAGCGGUGAUGUGCUGUACUCUUGCGAUUUUAUGCUUCAUCUCUCGUUCCGUGAAUGCUUCAUUCGGGGACCGACAGUACCUCAACGAAUGGGCGGUGGAGAUUCCAGGAGGACCGGACGCCGCCAGGUCCAUUGCCAAAGAAUUGGACUACCGACUAAUCGGUCAGAUUGGGGCGCUAGAAAACCAUUACCUGUUCAAGCACCAAAUUCAUCCUAGCAGGACGAAACGCAGCGCCGAUCACAUCACCAAACGCCUGUCAGAGGAUGAUCGGGUGUCGUGGGCAGAGCAGCAAUAUGAGAAGCGGCGCAGUAAGCGCUCCGCUCUGCCGCGGUCAUGCCGUGAUUGUCCCGCGGACAAGCUGUUUGAUGACCCAAUGUGGAACCAGCAAUGGUACCUGCAAGACACUCGAACAUCCUCCUCCCUGCCCAAGCUGGACCUCCACGUGAUUCCUGUGUGGAAGAAAGGGAUCACAGGAAAAGGAGUGGUCAUCACCGUUCUGGACGAUGGUCUGGAGUGGAACCACACCGACAUCUACCCCAACUACGACGCAGCAGCCAGCUAUGACUUCAAUGACAAUGACCCUGACCCCUUCCCAAGAUACGACUCCACCAAUGAGAACAAACAUGGGACGAGGUGUGCUGGGGAGAUCGCUAUGCAGGCAGACAACAAUAAAUGUGGAGUUGGGGUGGCGUACAACUCCAAAGUUGGAGGGAUCCGGAUGUUGGACGGUAUUGUGACAGACGCCAUUGAGGCCAGUUCUAUUGGCUUCAACCCGGACCAUGUGGACAUCUACAGCGCCAGCUGGGGACCCAACGAUGAUGGCAAGACAGUGGAGGGCCCUGGGCGUCUGGCAUCCAAGGCAUUUGAGUACGGCAUCCAGAAGGGCCGCGGAGGAAAGGGCUCUAUCUUUGUGUGGGCGUCGGGGAACGGCGGACGCCAGGGGGACAACUGCGACUGCGACGGCUACACGGACAGCAUCUACACCAUCUCCAUCAGCAGUGCCUCCCAGCAGGGCCUGUCCCCCUGGUACGCGGAGAAGUGCUCCUCCACUCUGGCCACUGCGUACAGCAGCGGAGACUACACCGACCAGAGAAUAACCAGCGCCGAUUUGCACAACGAAUGCACUGAGACACACACAGGAACCUCUGCCUCCGCCCCACUGGCUGCUGGGAUAUUUGCCCUGGCACUUGAACAGAACCCUGACCUGACAUGGAGGGACAUGCAGCACUUGGUGGUGUGGACGUCAGAGUUUGACCCGCUGGCCAACAACCCCGGGUGGAAGAGGAACGGGGCCGGCCUGAUGGUCAACAGUCGUUUUGGCUUCGGUCUGCUCAACGCCAAGGCCCUGGUGGACCUGGCCGAUCCGGCUGCCUGGAAGCAUGUCCCCCAGAAGAGCCUAUGCAUUGUCCGGGAUGACUCCUUCCAACCCAGGGCAUUGAAAGCAGCAGGGGAGAUAACCAUUGAGAUCCCUACUAAGGCUUGUGCCGGCCAGGACAACUCCGUUGUCUCCCUGGAGCACGUCCAAGUAGAGGCCAGUAUCGAGUACACCCGGAGAGGGGACCUGCACAUCACACUAACGUCCCCGUCAGGCACCAGCACGGUGCUGCUGGCGGAGAGGGAGAGGGACACAUCAUCCAACGGCUUCCGGAACUGGGACUUCAUGUCGGUUCAUACGUGGGGCGAAGACCCCACCGGGACCUGGAUCCUGAGGAUCACCGACACGUCGGGGCGGAUGGAGAAUGAAGGCCAGAUCCUAAGUUGGAAGUUGAUUCUCCACGGCACAUCAGAAAGGCCCGAGCACAUGAAGAAGCCCAGGGUGUACGUGCCCUAUAACGCCGUCCAGAAUGACCGCCGGGGUGUAGAGCAUAUGGACGACAUGAUGGAGGAACUCAAGGCUGAUGCCCAACAACCCCUGAAGAACCAACGCCCUCCCCCUGCCACAACAGACAGGAAGCAGGCAAACCCCACCUCCCUACCGCCCUCCCCAUCCCUGGCACUCCUGCGUCUCCUCCAAACGGCCUUCAACAGGCAGACCCCGGCCACCCUGUCCCAGUCCCCGGCCAAGGCCUCCUCAAGCCGGGGAGAGCAGCCCCAGGGCAAGGCCCCCUCCAGCCAAAUGGGAGCAGGCCCUCGUGUCACCCCGCAGAGGCUGUACCAGGCCCUGGAUCGGAUCAACCAGCACCCACGGGGCGACCAGGACACGAGCCUGUACAGCGACUACAGCGACGGCUUCUACAAUGCCAAACCCUACCGACACCGAGACGACCGGCUGAUGCAGGCGCUCUUCGACAUGAUUUCUGACGACAGGCAGUGAGGGGGACG